GAAUUCUAGACGUCGCGUCGGCCGCACACGCGCUGCUCCCCCACAGCGCAAAGCCAACGCAUAGAACAACAAAAGCAUUGACAUCAAAAAACCGCCGAGUCGAAAACAGAAAGAAAUAAAAAGUAUCUCACAGAUACGCCAAAACAAAACACGUUCUCACAGUGUUGUGCGCUCGGUUCGAAAAGUGCAAAAAUGUUGAAAAAUCACUAAAACCAAAAUAAAAAUUAAAUAAAUCCACAAAAUAUAGAAAUUAAAAUAAUAAACCUCAAUGGCCGCGACACGUGUGUGCUUAAGAAAAUCACUCGCUUAAAACAAACUAUCGAACAACACAACAAAAAAACGCUGGUGAAUUGAAUUGUACACAACAAACAAAAAAUAAAAAACUAAUUGUAUUGUAAACCACAAAAAACGAAAAAAGCAUUCCAAUGUUGUCCUGUUUGGCGCCAUCGUCUUCACGUUUUGGCCAAGAGGAUAACAUUAUACAGCAGAGCAUGCCAUCGUCCACAGCCUUCUCCAUGCAGUUUCCCUCUUUGGCGUCCACUUUGCACCACCAUCAAGCACACAGCAAGCCCAGCAAUGUGGCUGCCAGCGAAGAGCAUGCCACGCAUGCAACCAGCGCCACAGCGAAUGCCGCAGAUGACUAUUUGGUCAAGUGCACGCAGUGCCACAAACGCUUCAAUGAGUUUCAGUCCCUCAGCGAGCACAUUGCCCGUGAGCAUCCGCACGACAAGCUCAACUAUGAGCCACUGCGUCAAGCUGGCGCUGCGCAGCCCGAGAGCGAUGCCGAGGAGGAUGAGCAAAGCAAUUUGAGCAGCAGCAGUCGACGCUACAACAAAUCGCCCUCAAAUAACAACAACAACAACAUUGAGACAGCCAAAAAUCAAAACAACAGCAGCCAACAGCAAUUGACAUCGCCGCUCUGCUCACCUGUUGCCCAAGCACAGCAACAGCAGCAGCCACCGCCGCCGCCCAGCGAUCUCUUUGCCCAUCUGCCGCAUCCUCCGCCACAGUUGCCCGCACAUUUGCAUGCCCAAUUCAUGGCCGCCGCCGCCUUGGCCAUGCAAUCGGCACGCUCCGCCAGCUCACCCAGCCACCCGCUACACCAUCACCAGCAACACCAACAGCAACAGCAGCAACACCAUCAGCAGCAGCAGCAACAACAGUUGCCACAGCAAGCUGGACAGCUGUUGUUGCCGCCACCGCAAACGGGCAGCAACAGCAGCGUGGGCAGCAAUUCAGCCUAUGAACUGGAUCUGAGUGCGCCACGUUCAACCUCGAGUCCGGGCUCGACAACGGGCGAUCUCAGCGCUGCCUUUCCCUGCAUGCAAUGCACAGCGGCGUUUGCCACACGCGAGCAACUCGAACAACAUCAGCUGCUGCACUCGCCCACAGGACAGCAGACGACACAGAAUGUGGCACAGACCUGUAAGAUAUGCAACAAGGCAUUCGCCAAUGUCUAUCGACUGCAGCGCCACAUGAUCAGCCAUGAUGAGUCGGCGCUGCUCCGCAAAUUCAAAUGCGGUCUCUGCGAGAAGGCCUUCAAGUUCAAGCACCAUCUGAAGGAACAUGUGCGCAUUCAUUCCGGCGAGAAGCCUUUCGGCUGCGACAAGUGUGGCAAACGUUUCUCGCACUCCGGCAGCUUCUCCUCCCACAUGACCUCGAAGAAAUGCAUCAGCAUGGGCCUCAAGCAGAACAACGGCAGCAACAGCAAUCAAAACAAUGGCAACAACUCGAAUUCCAAUUCACGGCAAUUGCUCAAGAGUUUGGAUAAAAACGGACGUUCGCCCACAGAUCAAAUGGCUGGCAAACGUGGCUGCAAGCUGCCACUGGAGGCGACGAAUCCUCUCCUGCCCAAUCCCAUGAACUAUUUCGCUGGCGAAGCACAAGUGCCACAAGUUCCAGCUGGCGCUGGAGCUGCAGCGAAUGCGGCUGCGCCGCCUUUCUAUCCCAACUACAGUGCCAUGAGCACAGCGCUGUUGGCGUUUCCCAAUGCCUUCAUGGCUGCUGCACUCGAUCCACGCAUGCAUCCCUAUAGCAUACAGCGACUGCUGGAGCUGACAGCCGCACAGCAACAUCAGCAGCAACAGUUGCAGCGCGAGGAGCAACAGCAACUCGAGCAACAGCAACACAUGGAGCAACAGCAACCGUUGUAUGAGCCCAGCAAGGAGGAGGAGGAAACGCCCGAUGAGCCCAAGCUUGUGAUGGAUCUGGAGGAGUCGGAACUGAAGCCAACCACACCAGAAUUGCCGGCAGCUGAACCCGUUGUGCCGCUGAAGCAGGAGCCAAGUCGCGAGGCGACGCCAGCGCUAUUAGAAAGUGCGCCUGCCACGCCCCAAAACAUUAAGCAGGAGGCACAAGAGCCGCAGGAGCAACAGGAGCCAGAACUGCAGCUGGAGGAGCAAGAGGAAGAGCAGCAGCAGGUGACGACGCCACAAGAGUUGCGCUGCAGUCGCUGUGCCAAGCAGUUCAAUCAUCCCACAGAACUCGUGCAGCACGAGAAAGUGCUGUGCGGUCUGAUCAAAGAAGAACUCGAGCAGCACUAUCAGCAACAACAACAACAACAGCAGCAGCAACAACUGCAACAGCAACAACAACAGCAGCAGCAACAUUCAAGCUUUGUGCUGCCCAGCGAUGCUGAGGAGGAAGAGGAAGAUGUGGAGGAGGAGCCACGUUCCAUGCAGGAUUACAACGCCGGAGGCAGCAGCGACAGCGGGGAGCGCAAAGUUCGUGUUCGCACCGCCAUCAACGAGGAGCAGCAGCAACAACUCAAGCAACAUUACGCACACAAUGCGCGUCCAAGUCGCGAUGACUUUCGCCUGAUUGCCUCGCGUCUGCAGCUCGAUGCCCGUGUCGUCCAAGUGUGGUUCCAAAACAAUCGUUCACGCGAACGCAAGAUGCAGAGCUACAACAACGAGCCACAAGUGGCAGCCACAACAACAGUUGCACCAACAGCAGCUGCAGCGCCUUCCGCUGCCGAUCAGCCGUUGGAUUUGUCCGUCAAACGCGAUGCUUCUCCGCUCUACGGACUUGCACCACAGCCCAGCGCUUUGAGUGUGCCCACAGCCGAUUUCCCCGAGAGCAUGGCCAUCAAUCUGAGCCGCAAGCUGUCCAGCUCGGCCUCGAUGUCGCCGGCCUCGUUGUCGCCCUGCUCGGGUGCCUCGUCGCUGCAACAAUCGGCAGCUGCUGCAGCCGCCGCUGCUUUGUACUUUGCGCCGCCCUCGCCACCGAGUCAUCUGCAUGAGGCAGUGCCUCCGUUGGCGCCACGCGGUCAACCCUUUGCCAACUUGCCGUCCUAUCUGAUGCCCCGACUGCCCAUGGAGGCGUUGUUCCAGAUGCGUCCCGGCGGCGAUUAUGCGCCCAAUCCGCUGAUGAACAGUAUUAAGCUGCCCGACUAUCGCGGCACCAGUUUGAGUCCCGGUGGCAGCGAGAAACGUUCGUGGCGCGACGACGAUUCACGCAUCUCGCAUGACGAUGAUUACGUUUUGGCAGCCGCAGCGGCAGCUGCAGCUGGAGCAGGUCCGGGGUGGAUUGUUGCCACCGAAACCGAAACGGGCCAAGGCCGAGACACAUGGACAUGCGGGUGAUCCUGAUCUGCCAUUCGUGUGCGAUCAAUGCGACAAAGCGUUUGCCAAGCAGAGUUCCCUGGCACGCCACAAAUACGAGCAUUCCGGUCAACGACCCUAUCAGUGCAUGGAUUGCCCCAAGGCCUUCAAGCACAAGCAUCAUCUGACGGAGCACAAGCGUUUGCAUUCCGGCGAGAAGCCAUUUCAGUGCUCCAAGUGCCUGAAGCGCUUCUCGCACUCGGGCAGCUA
Molecule: messenger RNA, 3812 nt
Organism: Drosophila sulfurigaster albostrigata
Lineage: Eukaryota; Metazoa; Arthropoda; Insecta; Diptera; Drosophilidae
Gene: zfh1
Product: zinc finger protein 1
Exons: 5
Coding region: 426-3584 (1052 amino acids)
Biological process (GO): regulation of transcription by RNA polymerase II
Cellular component (GO): nucleus
Molecular function (GO): RNA polymerase II cis-regulatory region sequence-specific DNA binding; DNA-binding transcription factor activity, RNA polymerase II-specific
Source: RefSeq, a predicted model, not a curated record